Messenger RNA from Leguminivora glycinivorella, 1938 nucleotides. RefSeq names its product arylalkylamine N-acetyltransferase 1 (gene Aanat). NCBI's taxonomy places the organism in Eukaryota, Metazoa, Arthropoda, Insecta, Lepidoptera, Tortricidae. Gene Ontology annotation, molecular function: N-acetyltransferase activity. The record is from RefSeq and is a predicted model, not a curated record. Bases 52 to 846 code for a protein of 264 amino acids. The transcript is spliced from 6 exons.
AAAGUGACAGAGCGUUUUGUUUUUAAUUUUAUACUUUUUAAUAUAGACAAAAUGGCUGUUACUAGUGCCAGGAGCAUUGUGAACUUGAAGAAGACUCAUUUCGAACGGGAAAAUGCUAAGAUUGAUAAAUAUACGCUGGCGGACGAGCUCCCGGCGCAGCUGUCGGAGCUGUCCCUGCGCCCGCGCAUCGCGCCGGAGAUGCCGCCCAAACUCGCCUACACGCUGCGGACACUCUCCACAGACGACACGGAGCUUACACUCGCCUUCCUCAGACGGUUCUUCUUCCGCGAUGAGCCCAUGAACCAAGCAGUCCAGCUGUUAGAAACGCCAGAGUCCCGCUGUCCAGAGCUGGAAGAGUAUUCAGCGUCGUCUUUGAGCCAUGGAGUGUCCAUUGGAGCGUUUGAUGACCUUGGCGAGAUGGUUGGCGUGCUGUUAAACGGAAUCGUAAAGCGAGAGGAAGCGGACUACACGGACAAAUCCGAAGAGUGCCCGAAUCCAAAAUUCCGGAGGAUCCUCAAAGUGCUAGGGCACUUGGACCGCGAGGCGAGGAUCUGGGAGAAGGUGCCGGCAGACUGCCACAAGGUGGUUGAGCUGAGGGUAGCCUCCACGCACUCGGCGUGGCGGGGACAGGGACUCAUGAGGAUACUUUGCGAGGAGACUGAACGAGUGGCACGCGCAGUCGGCGCCGGCGCACUCCGCAUGGACACCACGUCUUGCUACUCCGCAGCCGCGGCCGAAAGACUCAACUUCCGCAGGAUCUACUCUGUCAACUACGCUGACCUGCCCUACGCACCUCAACCGGACGCUCCACAUCUCGAGGCUAGAGUUUACAUCAAGAAUCUGUGAAGAAAUUUUCCGGACAACCUAAGCUACGUACUCAAGGCAGCACAGAAGUUACUCGUACCCAAGAAUUAGGUCAACAAAAUUUAGAUUUAGGUCAACAAACGCAAGAAUAGUAUCUAGGAGCACAAAAUGUAGAAACUCUCAUGUUACCUGAAAUCGCAGGGAUUAGAUAGGGAAUUAGAAUGUAGUUUUCAGAAGAAAAGACCAGUCGAUUUGGUCUCAAAAUAAAAAUUUGUUUGAUUGUGAAGAGCUGGCUCUUUACAUUUUCCAAAGCUAAAAUGUUAAAAAAAAAUACAAUAUAGAAAAACUGCUUGGAGAAUAAGUCCGUUUUCACAUUAUCCCAUCUGAUAUCGGAUGUCGGAAGGAUUUCAAUGGAAAGAAAUCCAAGAUGGCGCCUGUAAUGUAUUAUGGAUAUCGUCAAACAUCCGAUAUCGAAUCGGAUAAUGUAAAAACGCACUAAAACGGAAUGUACAGGAUUUAGGAAAACUGGCGAAUGGAAUGAACGAAACUUUUAUUGUCGUCACGGUCAAGAGCCAAUAUUUUAUUGGUUUAUCUGAAACAAACAAAGAUAUUUUCAUUCACUCAUUCGUUCGAUUCAUACCAGCUCUUCUCUUGUGACCUGUAUGUUGUUCACACUGGAAGCAAGCGCGGAUCCAGCUUCGUGCCCAGGGGGGGGUCACGUGGUAAAGGCCCAUGCCCCCCGGGAGGGGUCACGUGGUCUAUUUGUAUGGCCAGCCUAGGCUCCAGGGGGGGGUCAUGACCCCCAUGACCCCCCCCCCUGGAUCCGCGCAUGACUGGAAGUAUAAACAAGUGAUGAUUUCUGUACCUUGUCGCUUUAAAUCGUUUGACAAUUUUGUCUGACAUUUCAAACAAGUCGAUAAGGUGACACGGUUUAGAAAUUAUUACAUAUUUAUGCCGGCGACUGUAAGUCAUAGCGGGGAUUUUGAUUUGAUAAUUCCAAUCAAGAUGAUUUUAUUUUUGAUACUCCGUGUGGAUGUAAUCAUUGAAACUAUGUCUAAAUAAAUGUGCAAUGUGAAUUUUAUUGGCUAGUCAAGUUAAUUUAUUUCUGGUAAACUUCGCAAAAUUUCAAAUAUU